This is a messenger RNA of Armigeres subalbatus, 1052 nucleotides long. Its product is annotated as alpha-ketoglutarate-dependent dioxygenase alkB homolog 4. Gene Ontology annotation, biological process: demethylation. Lineage: Eukaryota; Metazoa; Arthropoda; Insecta; Diptera; Culicidae. Gene Ontology annotation, molecular function: demethylase activity; oxidoreductase activity. The record is from RefSeq and is a predicted model, not a curated record. Bases 111 to 1040 code for a protein of 309 amino acids. The transcript has 3 exons.
CGCUAAAUCAACUGUGGUUGAACGAAAAAGGUAAACAAAGGACCGUGCGCGAAACGCGUAAAAUUUUUGAUUCCGCAGCAAAUCGAUUUCCGGCAUUUCCGGGGCACGCAAUGGAUCAUCCUCGACCGUGCGGUUGUAAAGGCCGUCGAACUUGUCUUCACUGCGAAAAGGACUUUGAAAUAGAAAGAGUUGACUUUUUCAAAAUAUUCAAGAACUGUAAAGCUUACUCUUUCUGUCCAUGGUGCAAUAGGAUCUAUCCGGGAUGGGACACAGACAAGAUAAUGGAAGAACACGACCAAAAUCAUGGUGGCGACCCGGGCGAAGACUAUCCGGGUGUGUACAUCGAUACUCAAUUUCUGAGUGAGGCAGAGGAAGCUGAACUGAUGAAGGGUAUCGACGAAAUGCCGUGGGAUAUAUCCCAGAGUGGCCGACGUAAGCAGAAUUUUGGUCCAAAGACUAACUUCAAGAAGACCAAGCUUAGGGUUGGUAGCUUUGAAGGUUUUCCAAAGUUCUCAGAAUUUGUCCAACGAAAGUUCGAUCAAGUUCCUGUGAUGGAAAAAUUUCAAUCGAUAGAACAAUGCUCAUUAGAGUACACACCGGAGAAUGGCUCCUCUAUUGAUCCCCACAUUGACGAUUGCUGGAUUUGGGGAGAAAGGAUCAUUACGGUGAAUUUGCUGAGUGACUCGGUUCUUACAAUGUCCAGAUACCGCAAAGAGAAUGGCAAGAAUCGUUACAAUUUGGAUCUUGUACAACAGUACAGAGAGAAAUUGAUUGCUGACCUGGUAGACGAACAGAUUAUGGAUGGUUUCGACGAUCUUAUAGUUAGGAUUCCGAUGCCAAGACGAUCGCUAUUGGUUCUGUAUGGACCUCCCAGGUAUCAAUGGGAACAUUCAGUUCUACGCGAGGAUAUUACCGAACGCAGAGUGUGUUUGGCUUAUCGAGAAUUUACGCCAAUGUAUUUGGAAGGCGGUUGUGAAUACAGUAAAAGUGAAGAAAUUUAUCGGUUGGCGAAAAACUUUUGGAACCAUUUAAAUUUGUAACAGUUGAAUAAA